Saccostrea cuccullata (small rock oyster) is the source of this 1719-nucleotide messenger RNA. RefSeq lists its product as uncharacterized. The transcript has 4 exons. The record is from RefSeq and is a predicted model, not a curated record. Bases 1 to 1719 code for a protein of 572 amino acids. Gene Ontology annotation, biological process: siRNA processing. Gene Ontology annotation, molecular function: RNA-directed RNA polymerase activity. NCBI's taxonomy places the organism in Eukaryota, Metazoa, Mollusca, Bivalvia, Ostreida, Ostreidae. Gene Ontology annotation, cellular component: nuclear RNA-directed RNA polymerase complex.
AUGGUAGAAAAUAUUGCAGAAAAACCAUUCAUUAAUUUCAUGGAUGAAUUUUCGAAAGCGACUGAAAUGACAAAACAGUUAAAGGAGGAGGAUGUUCCUCGGCAUUAUUUAAUGGUUAGGCGAGUUUUGUUGACACCUUCAAAGUGUGUAUUACUCCCAAAGGAGCCAAUACUUCAGAAUGGAAUUGUACGCCAGUACAAUGAAGAUUACUUCUUAAGGCUUGCAUAUCGCGAUGAGGAUUACAAAAGGCUUAAUGCUAUGCAGCCCUAUGGAUUAGAUUGCAUUUUUGCAGACUUGAAACGAUUCUUCAAUAAAGGUUUGACAAUUUAUGAUCGCCACUACGAAUUAUUAGGAUGUUCAAAUGGACAACUUCGAGAGCAUGGUUUUUGGUUCUAUAGCUCUCAUGAUGGGAUCACAGCAGCCUUUAUAAGAGAAAAACACGGUAACUUCUCUGAAGAGAGGAGUUUUGCAUCCUACGUUUCGCAUUUUGGACUCAGCUUCUCUGAAUAUAACCUCAAGUUAGAUGCUAAAAUAUGUACAGAGGAAGUGAUCUAUGAUAGAGAAUUUCAAAUGAGUGGGAUUUGUCUCAUAGAUUGCAUUGGAAAGAUCUCAACCAAAACAGCUACCGAGAUAGCAAAAGAAAUGAACAUAAAAGCUGUACCGUCUGCUUUUCAAAUACACUACAAUGGAUGUAAAGGUGUAGUGGUACAAGAUCCGUUACUAGAACAAGGAAUAACUCUAUUCAUUAGGCAGAGUCUGAAAAGACAUCAAUCAAGUUCUUCAUGUUUGGAGAUUUUAAAGACAUCAUACCCAGGACGACUUUAUUUAAACCGACAAAUAAUAUCAUUACUCUCUGGAUUUGGGGUUCCAGACGAUGCAUUCCAGGAUCUCCAAGAAUCGAUGUUGUUUGAAUUGGCGGACAUGCUUCUUUACGAUGAAAAGGCUUUGACAAUUUUGAAAGAGAUAUCUUUGGACAUAAAAUUUCAAAAUUUAUUCGAAAAAGGAAUAAGUUUUGUUCGGGAACCCUUCUUCAGGUCUCUACUAUUAAGAGUUUACCACCAUAGACUCGAUGAUUUAAAACAGAGGACAAGGAUUCAGAUAGAUGUAGAUAAAAGCCGUAACAUGAUCGGUACUUCUGAUAAAAGUAGAUCACUGAAAUAUGGACAAGUGUUUAUUCAAUAUUCAAAAGACCCAUCUGAUGCUGGGAAAAAGCUGCAAAUUGUAUUGGGUAAAGUCUUGGUCACAAAAUAUCCCAGUAUUCAUCCAGAAGAUCUUCAAAUAUUUGAAGCUGUAGAUGUUCCUGGCCUCAGGCAUGUGGUCGACUGUAUUGUUUUUCCACAAUGUGGUCCACGUCCAUUUCGAGAUGAAAUGUCCCCAUCAGAUGAUAUUUAUGGUGAUGAGUAUUUCGUUCUUUGGGAUAAACGGUUUCUUAUACUUAAAAACAAGAUAAAUUCUCAAAAUGAUUCAAAAGAGAAAUUGGCCUCGGAUGUUCAAGGAACAAACAUGGCUGACUUUUUGGUGAAUUACUUAAAGAAUGAUCACCUACAAAUCAUAGCAGAGUCCCAUUUAGCGAGGUCUGAUAGUGAACAGGAAGGUAUUUUUUCAGACUGUUGUAUUGAACUAGCUGAAAUGUAUUCUGGCGUUCUUGAUUGUCUACAAACGGGUAAAAGUCACAAAUCCGCACAGAGUUCCUUCCCCAAAAGUAUCCCGAUUUCAUGA